AUGUGCGAUUCAGCUCUGGUCAACAAAAGGAAGAAAGAAGUCUCAACCGUCACCUCCUCCUCCUUCCGAUUCACUGCUACCUCCCCUGCCUUCUAUUCUACCGCCACUCCGCCACAAAUUUCAAAUCCUCCACCAGCUGACUCAACCAACUCCCCACCGCCGCAGACAUCAACCAAUACCCCGUCUCCUCCUCCUCUUACUCCUCCAGCGGAUUCGGAAACACCACCAGGUUCACCAAACGAACCCAACAACCCUCCUCCAUAUCCAGACGUUCAGUCUCCUCCUCCUCCUCCUUCAACAAACCCUGAAACCCCACCGCCGGAAUCUUCUACUGCUACACCAUCAGAACAACCAAACUUACCUCCGACUCCACCGUCAGACCCCACCAACUCUCCCCCAGUCCAACCAUCACCACCAACUAAUUCUCCACCGCCGAGCUCACUCCUUCCACCGGCCAAAUCUAACGGUGGACCAGUCCUGUCUCCAUCAGUCCCCAGCCGAGAUACGCCUCCAACAAACAACACCAAUGGAAACAGCUAUCAAGGGAAGAGUAUGGUCAGCAUGGCUGUCUCCGGCGUCGCCAUCAUGGCCCUUGUAGCCAUUGCGUUCUUAGUGAGAAGAAAUAAAAAGAGAAACAUUGAUAGCUAUGCUCACUCACACUACUUGCCACACCCUAACUUCUCCGUCGAGUCAGAUGGAUUCUUUUACGGACAAGACCAUAGUAAAGUCUACUCUGGUCCUGGUGGUUCAAUGUACAACUCACAGCAGCAGCAGCAAUAUUCUUCUAACAGCUACGGUAGCCAAAGAGGUCAUCAAAUGCAUUCCAGUGACUCUGCGAUCCUCGGAACUAGCCAGACUCAUUUCAGUUACGAAGAUCUUGCGAAGAUAACUCAAGGCUUUGCUCGACACAGCAUUCUUGGAGAAGGAGGGUUUGGUUGCCUAUACAAAGGUACGUUGCAUGAUGGUAGAGUUGUUGCGGUGAAGCAGCUUAAAGCUGGAAGCGGACAAGGAGAGAGUGAGUUGAAGGCUGAAGUUGAGAUCAUCAGUUGUGUUCAUCAUCGGCAUUUGGUGUCUCUGGUUGGUUACUGUAUUUCGGACCAGCAUAGAUUGCUUAUCUAUGAAUAA
Molecule: messenger RNA, 1125 nt
Organism: Eruca vesicaria subsp. sativa (arugula)
Lineage: Eukaryota; Viridiplantae; Streptophyta; Magnoliopsida; Brassicales; Brassicaceae
Source: the annotation of a GenBank genome assembly